UGUAUUGUCAUGUUUUUUUCAUUCAAUUGUUGUUGAAAUACCAAAAAAAUGUUUAGUGGUAGUUUAGCUAACAAUGUAUGUUAGUGAAAUACCUAUUAGAUAGAUUAGUGUUGAUUGUGAGCUACAAAUAUGUCGGGGGGAGAGAAAAAGAAAAAAGGUGUUCGAUCCCAGGGUUGGGAAGAAGCUGGUUCUGAAUUUUAUCAAGAAAGUUACCCUGGUGACUCCGAUAUUGAGGUCUUAUGGAAAGACCCCAAAAGAUUAGCCACUUUGCUUCCAAGUAAACAGAAUAGGGCAGGAGCAACCACUAUGCGAUUAAGGACUAAUGAUGCAAAGACUUAUAGAAGUACUGUAAGAAGACAUACCGCAAGUCGAUCGCGUAGAGAUUCUACAGUACACAGAAGGGCAUCAGCAGCUGGAGAAGUACAACAGUCAAUGUUGCCUGAUCUUUCAGAAAUGAGGUCAAAUGAACAAACUGCUUGGGAAGCUAUUAUGCUGAUUAAAGCAUCACCAAUUCCCAUGGCUAAAAAGAGAGAAGAAAAGUCAAAAAUUAUGAAUGAACAACAUUUUAGACUACAAGGACUAGAACAGUUUAACUGGAAGAGGAGGAAAGCAUGGCAUCAGUUUAAAAUUCGUUUGAUAGAACUUUACCAUAAAGUGGAACUAUGGCGAAGUGAUUUUAAACAUAUAGAGGGUCAUUUUGGAAUGGGAGUGGUAGCAUUUUUCCGAUUCCUGAAGUGGUUAUUUUUUUUAAAUCUAUUUAUUUUACUUUUGGUCGGUCUGUUUAUAAUCCUUCCCGCAUUUUUAUUAGAUUUUCCGCUAAAGAAGAUGGAUUGUGUAAAUUUAGGUAAUGAUUCAACAUGUGAUGUUCAAUAUUUUUGUUCUAUAAAUGAAUCUUCCUUACUUUUGGAAAUUAUACAGGGUACAGGUAGGCUUGAAAAAACGCCAUUAUUUUAUUCAUUCUAUUCAAACGAGACAUUUUCAUAUAUGACAAACAAUACCAAAAUGUAUUAUAAUAUGCCAUUAGCAUAUAUUUUGGUGACAUUAAUAUACUUCUUUUUCUCACUUUAUACUAUAUUACAUACUGCAGCUAAAGGUUUUAGAGAAAGAAUAGUAGAAGGAGAAGGACAACUUUACCAGUAUUCUAAUCUUAUCUUUGGUGGGUGGGAUUUUUGUAUUCAUAAUGAGAAAAGUGCUAGAGUUAAGCAUCAAGCCAUUUUUAAUGAAAUUAAAAUAUAUUUGCAGACUGAAAAGUUGGAGGAAGAGCGGCAAAGCAGAACAAGACAGGAGAAAUAUAAAAUUAUCUUUUUUAGAUUUUUAGUAAAUACCAUAGUGUUAGCUAUAUUGACACUAUGCUCUUGUGCAAUAUAUUUUAUUUUUAUUUUAUCGACACAACAAUUGGGUGUACUUACAGAACAUAUAGAGGAAAAAUUACAAAUAUUGUUUUAUGAAUUUCUUCCAUCUUUAACAAUUGUAGCUUUAAAUAUGUUUAUACCAGUGAUUUUUCGAUUUUUAAUUAGUUAUGAGAAUUAUGGACCUAUAGCUGAAAUAAGAAUUUUAUUAUUGAGGGCUGUAACUUUAAGAUUAGCAUCUCUUAUAGUGUUUUAUGGAUCUAUGUACUCAAAAAUACAGUCUAGGCAAACUGUAGAUUGUACUUGCUGGGAAUCUUUUGUUGGUCAACAAAUUUACAAACUAAUAUUAACAGACUUUGCUACACAUUUAAUAAUGACUUUUAUUAUAAAUUCAUUAAGAUCAGUAUUAGCAAGGCACAUAGAUAACAAGUUUAUUAAGUUUAUUGGAGAACAAACUUUUGAUUUACCUAAACAUGUAUUAGAUGUUGUAUAUACUCAGACAUUGUGUUGGAUUGGCAUAUUUUUUGCACCUCUAAUAUCUAUUUUGGGGACAGUUAUAUUCUUUCUAUUAUUUUAUAUUAAAAAAUUUGCUUGUUUAAUAAAUUGCAAGCCAAGUGCAAUUGUAUACAGGUCAUCCAGAUCAAAUUCAAUGUUCAUGGCAGUUUUACUAAUUUCUUAUAUAGUAGCACUCGGUCCAAUAGCUUUUACUAUAUCAGAACUUAAGCCAAGUAGAUCAUGUGGUCCAUAUAGAGAUCUCCCUUCAAUUUGGAAUUUUAUGGUAAAAACAUUUCUUGACGCUCCUAAUUGGUUGCAGACCACAUCAAGCUUUAUUACAACCGCAGCAUUUGCUAUACCAGUAUUUAUUAUCUUAAUACUUUUGCUUUACUAUUUUACAGCUGUAAAUUCUGCAAAUAGACAUAUGGUAAGGGUUCUUAAAAAUCAAUUAGUUCUUGAAGGCCACGAUAAGAAGUUUCUCAUUGACAGAUUGUAUAUGUUUAUAAAGCAAGAAAAUGAUAAAAGGGCUAGAUUAGCUAAUCAGAUGAUGGAUGGCGAUACAGAAUCACAAUAUACCAACUCAAAUUUUCAUAGCUAAAAUGCCAGACACUUUUAUAUACAAAACAUAUCUGUUUCCAAAAAUAUCUAAUGCCAUUUGACCAUUAUUGAAUAUUAAAGCAAAUUUUAAACUAUUUAAAUAUAAGUAGGUAAUCUGUUGCACCUAUAUAUUAUUAUAAAUUGUUCUAUCGCUAGCAUCGAUCUACACUGAACUUUAAUUAAAAAUAAUUUAUUAUCUCUUUAUAUUCAAUAAUGUCCAUAUAUUGUACCCAAUUAGUAUUAAUCCUAUCUGUUUUAUAUUUAUAUAAAUGUGAUAUUUUACUAUUUUUGUUUAAUUCAAUUAGCUAUUUUGUUUACAUUUUAUGUUUUAGCUACAAAUACAUUACUACUAUAGAUAUUAAGGGAAUAAUUAGACAUGAAAGUUUAAUUCCAUCCAAAAUUAAGUAAGUCUCUCCAGGAAAAGAAUAUCAUUGUGAUUGUUGUCUGUCUUUUAAUUCAAAAGUAGAUUGCUUUUCCUGUCAUAUUAUGGAUCCCAUCAAAUUCCUGUAUUCUUUCACUGGGCAUACUAUACUUCAUAAUGCUAUAGGAAUUAUGCAAUUUAUUUAUUGUAAAAGUAAUACCGUGAAAAUAUCGUUCAGGAUGAUGAAAAAAAAAUCUGGUAAAGUUUGAGCUUUUAAUAUUAAUAUUAAGAGGUUUGGUUUCAUCAUCGGGAUUUUCUAUUUCUCAUAUAAAUAACACGGGGAAACAAAUUCCUUUUUUUUUUAAUUUAUUGCGUUCUAACAAAUGACCAAUUUACACCGAAUACAUAUUCUUGCAGGAAAUUGAACGGUCUUUUAAAAAAGGUCUGAUAUGAAUUUUCAUUUAAUCAAAAAUAAAUUAACUCGUUUGAAAGUUAAUGAAGGUUAAAGUUCAAAACUUCAAAUCGUAUAUGAUCACUUCCACAAUUUUUUAUAUUUUAUCACAAAAUAUUGGCUACAGGAAGUUAUCAUUAAUCAUUACAAUUUGAAGUAAACAUUAACCUUCAAUAACUUUCAAACGAGUCGAUUAGAUGAAAAUUCAUAUCAGACUUUUUUAAGACCAUUUAAUCUCCUACUAGAAUAUGUAUUGAUUUUUACAAAACCCUGAUUUGUUAGAACGUAAUAAAAUUCCAAAGAGAAAAAAAGUUUCCCCAUGUUAUGGGAAAUAGAAAAUGACGAUGGGGCAUCUCUUAAUAUUAAUAUUAAAAGCUCAGACUUUACCAGAAUUUUAUUUUCAUCAUCCCGAACAAUAGGUAAGCAAAAAAGAAAAAAAUAUUUAUUUUUUUGGUGCACCCUAAUAAGCAAUUAUGUAAGUGUAUUUGGUUCCAGAGAUAA
Molecule: messenger RNA, 3754 nt
Organism: Sitophilus oryzae (rice weevil)
Lineage: Eukaryota; Metazoa; Arthropoda; Insecta; Coleoptera; Curculionidae
Product: transmembrane channel-like protein 7
Exons: 4
Coding region: 130-2442 (770 amino acids)
Cellular component (GO): plasma membrane
Molecular function (GO): mechanosensitive monoatomic ion channel activity
Source: RefSeq, a predicted model, not a curated record